Paramuricea clavata is the source of this 3198-nucleotide messenger RNA. The record is from the annotation of a GenBank genome assembly. Lineage: Eukaryota; Metazoa; Cnidaria; Anthozoa; Malacalcyonacea; Plexauridae.
AUGGCGUCCUCAACAGGUUAUGGGCCCAGGGCGAAGAUACUUUUUAACGGAGACGAGAGAAAAUAUGAGCUAUGGGAGACGAAAUUUAUGGGAUAUCUCCACAUUUUAAAAUUGAAAGAAACGGUAGAGAGUGCUGAACCAAAUGAAGCGAAAAACGCAGAUGUUUAUGCGGAACUAAUCCAAGUUUUAGACGACCGAUCGUUGUCAUUGGUGAUGAGAGAUGCAAAGGACGAUGGUAAAAAGGCCAUAAGCAUACUCCGAGAGCAUUAUAUGUCAAGUGGAAAGCCAAAAAUCAUCGCACUAUACACCGAGUUGACUACACUUAACAAAGGCGAAGCCGAGAGUGUAACCGAUUACAUGUUGCGGGCCGAGGCGGCUACAGCGGCAUUAAAGAAUGCCGGUGAAGAAGUUGGCGAUGCUCUACUGAUAGCAAUGAUCUUAAAGGGACUGCCACUUGAAUUUAAAGCAUUCAACACGGUUAUAACCCAAAAAGACAAGCAGCCAUCGUACACAGAAUUCAAAGUGGCAUUGCGGGCAUUCGAGGAAAACGAAAAACCCAUGGAGAAAAACAACGUUAUGAAAACGGGGUUUUAUACGAAAAUGAAAUGUUUCGCGUGCAAACAGUACGGACAUAAAGCUGAUCAGUGUACAAGAUCGAAGAAAUGGUGCAGUCAUUGUAAGACAAGAACCCACAAUACAAAGGAUUGUAGAAGGAAAAACCAAAACCAGGACAAGAAGGAAGAUGAAAGAUCACAAGCGGCCAAGAGUGUUCAAGAUCAAGAGGCACGCAGAUCAUUUGCUUUCAUAGUAAGUGAUGCACCUGCAGAGAACGAUGUGGACUAUUUGAAGGCAAGUUUGCUUGUAGAUUGUGGGGCUACAACCCACAUAGUAAAUGAUAAAAGUAAAUUUACAAGUUUUGAUGAGAGUUUUAACCCUGAAGUACAUUUCAUAGAAUUAGCUGAUGGGACAAGGUAUAAUAAUAUAGCUUUAAAAAGAGGUGAUGCAAAUGUUCUCUUAGAAGAUAAACUAGGUAAUCAACAUAGUGUAACUUUACAAAAUGCAUUGUACGUACCUUCUUUUAGUCAAGAUAUCUUCUCAGUUCAAGCGGCAUCUGAAAAUGGUGCCUCCAUCUCAUUCCAGCCAGGGGGGCAAGCCUUUUUAAGCGCAGGUGAUGGCACACAAUUCGACAUUCAGAAAAGGGGGCGUCUUUAUUACUUAUACUCUAUCAAGUCUGCUGCACAUGAUCUGCAAACUUGGCAUGAAAUUUUAGGGCACUGCAAUGUUAAGGAUACCCUACAGUUACAACAUGUUGUUGAUGGUAUGUCUAUCAACAAUAAGAAAAAGGUAAGUGAUUGUGAAGUUUGCAUUUUGGGAAAAAUGACAAACAUAAGAAAUAGAGAUCCAGAUGCUAAAGGAAAGGUUCCUUUAGAGCUUGUACAUGCAGACCUUGCAGGCCCAGUUAUACCGGAGUCUAGUGAAGGUUUUAAGUAUGUUUUGGCAUAUACUGAUGAUUAUUCAGGAGCCACAUUCACAUACUUACUUAAGAGAAAAUCUGAUACAUUAAGUGCUACAGAGAAAUUUUUAGCAGAUUCCUCCCCUUAUGGGAAAAUAAAAUGCAUUAGAUCUGACAACGGUACAGAGUUUACAAAUAAUGCAUACAAAUCUCUUCUUGUAAGGAAUAAGAUUAAACACGAAACGUCUGCACCAUAUUCCCCGCACCAAAAUGGGACGGCAGAGAGAAACUGGCGCACACUCUUUGAAAUGGCCAGGUGCCUACUCAUAGAUGCAAAACUUGAGAAGAAAUUUUGGCCUUAUGCAGUUCUCACUGCAACCUAUAUACGUAAUAGGUAUUAUAACAACCGGAAUAAACAAACUCCUUACCAGGCCCUAACAAAUAAAAAGCCAAAUUUGUCUAAUAUGGCAAUCUUUGGGACUGAGUGUUUUGCAUACACCCAAAAUAAGACAAAGUUAGAUGCAAGGUGUGAAAAGGGAAUUUUCCUUGGCUAUGACAAAAGUAGUCCAGCCUAUUUGGUCCUUUUCCCAGAAAAUGGGAAAAUUCAAAAAAUAAGGAAUGUGAAAUUUACUAAUAAGUUUAAAAUCAUUGAGCAAGAUAAUGAUAUCCAAACAAAUGAUGAUAUUCUUCAUAGAGAGAUAAGACUUGGAGCAGAAAUGGCUCUUCCUCAAGUAAGGCCUGAGGGGGGAAAGUUCCCUUUGCAACCUGACAAUGUCGAGGCAGGCCUACUUGAAGCUGAAAAUCAUGAGCCUGCUCCACAACCAAGAUACCCUGUAAGGAACACUAGAAGGCCACCCCAUUUAAAUGACUACAUUGUAGAAAAUGAUCUAGAUGACGAUGAUGUGAUAAACCAUAAUGUAGACUACUGUUGUGCUACAUCUGUUUAUCCAAAAUCAUAUAAAGAAGCCAUUAAAUCAAAAGAUUCUGAAAAAUGGUGUGAGGCCAUGAAUGAAGAGAUAUCAUCCUUAAGUGAAAACAAUACUUAUACACUCACAAAACUACCUGAAGGUAAGAGCAUAGUGGGAGCACGUUGGGUGUAUACAGUUAAGGAAGGUAAAAAUGGUGAAAAGAGUUAUAAGGCACGCUACGUUGCAAAAGGGUAUUCACAAGUACCUGAAGUUGAUUAUUUUGAAACAUUUUCACCAACAGCAAAGAUAACAUCAAUCCGUAUGUUGAUGCAGUUGGCCCUAGACCUUGACAUGGAAGUGCAUCAAAUGGACGUCAAGACGGCGUACCUCAAUGCACCAGUCGACUGUGAACUGUAUAUUGAGCAGCCAGAAGGGUUUGUCAAACACAGUGAGUCUGGGGAAAUGUUAGUAUGUAAACUUAACAAAUCACUUUAUGGUCUCAAACAAAGUGGGCGCAACUGGAACCAUAUGUUGCACACUUUCUUGACCAGUAAAGGCUUUACACAACUUGUUUCUGACCCUUGCGUGUAUAUUAAGAAACAAAAUGGCAAGACAACUAUUUUGCUUAUAUGGGUAGAUGAUAUUAUUAUAGCAUCCAAUUCAACACCCUCACUAAAACAAGUGAAAGAUGAUUUAAGUUGUAAGUUUAAGAUGAAAGAUCUUGGAAUACUUUCAUGGUUCUUAGGUAUUAAUUUUACCUUUACUGGCAACACUAUAACUAUGGAUCAGAUUAGGUACAUCGAGAGAAUUUUAAUUAGGUUCAAAAUGGAAGGAUGA